UCCCUCGCUCUCUCUUCUUGCUUGCUCGCUUGCUGCACCACACUCGCUACGCAAUCACGACUGCGACGCACACAGAAACUUUUCUGGACAACACACAGACGUAGAGGAGCAUAUCUGAAUACAUACACACACAUCCACAUACACACACAUCUCUUGAGAAGCUUCCACAAGAGGAGGAGGAGGAGGAGGAGGAGGAGGAACGAGCAAGCAAGAAUUUGGCCUUCAAAGUGCUGGUAUGAGGACAGGUCUGCUUAUCGCAGCUCUGUGGCUGCUUCUGGUUUUCACCGUGACGGACGCACAAAACGGGCGGGGAAAAACACGCCAGCCGGAUGGAGGAAUGCGACGGAUGAAGAGGAAACGGGACGGACCAGGUUUUGCAGGUCAGGCUGGAGUCAGAUCGGGGCGCGCUAAACUCCUUCGGAGCCGACGCAUUCCUAACAGUCCCCGCGUUCCGGCGCGGCCUGUCCAAGGGAACGUGGUCCUGCUGGAGUCCUACAGGGACAUACCGGCGCAACACUCCAGCUACAACGUUCUACCAGAUCCCGACCUCAGUCUUGAACUUUCUGGUGACUCCCCAGCGCCCCGUAACCGCGACGACCACCAUUCCAUCACCACCACCCCCCAGCUCAGCCAGGACGAAAUCCAGCGCAUCCUCUGGCGGGAAGAGGAGGAGCACCUGGAGGAAGAGGAGCGAGUGAGGAAACGAGAGGAGGUAAAGAAGAGGAAGAGGAAGGAGAGGAAGGAGCAGGAGGAAAGGCAGAGGAGGAGAGCGGAGGAGGAGAGGAGGAGGAAAAUGGAAGAGGAGAAGAGGAAGGAGGAGAAAGAAGCAUGGGAGAGAGAGAAAAAGCUGAGAGAGGAAAUACUGAAAGAAGAGGAAGAGGAGGAGGUGUGGUUGAGAGGAGAUGUCUUCCAAAUGCUCCCCAAAGAAGACGAAGAACCCGAGGAACCCGAUCUCCCCCCUGCUCCCAUCCCGGGACCUCCUGCUGCCGCAGAGGAUGAGGUGAACGAAGAGGAAGAGGAAAAGGAGGUGGCGGCAAAGGAAGGAGGUCUUCCCCCCGGCUGCGACCUCGCCGACGUCACGCUGACUUGUGACAACGCCAGACUGACGUACUUCCCUCCUCUCCUCAUGCCACACCUCAAAUCUCUGAGCCUGGAAGGCAACAACAUCAGCAGCAUUCCGGCGGAGGCCUUCAACGGCAUUCCCAACCUGGAAUGGAUCAACUUGAAGAAGAACAAACUCACGUCCGCAGGGAUCGAUCACAGAGCCUUUAAAAGUCUGAAGAUGCUGCGGCGUCUGUACUUGGACGGGAACCUUCUCGAAGUGGUUCCCGCUGAUCUCCCACUGAGCCUGCAGGAGUUGAAAAUCAACGAGAAUCGACUGCAAAAGAUCCACGGAAACACGUUCCAAGGUCUGGCUAGUUUGAUGAUUCUGGAGCUGGAAGCCAACCUUCUGAGCGAGGCCAACGUGGACCCCGAGGCCUUGGCGCCCCUGGUCCAGCUGUCCUACCUGCGAUUAGGACGAAACCUCUUCCGAACGAUGCCACAGGGCCUCCCUCCCUUACUCCUGGAGUUGUACCUGGAGAACAACCUAAUUGAAGAAAUCCCGGCAGGCGUCUUCAACCACAGCAAAAACCUCAACGUGCUUUCCCUCAGGCACAACAGGCUGGAAGAGACCAGGAUCGCCCCACUGGCCUGGAUCCACCACAGGAGUCUGGAGUCCCUCGACCUUUCCCACAAUAGGCUGCACCUGGUGCCGUCGUACUUGCCCAAGUCACUAGUUCACCUCGUGCUGGUGGGGAAUCGCAUUGAGAGGAUACCUGGCUUCGUGUUUGCCCACAUGGAUCCGGGACUGGAGUACCUGUACCUGUCCUACAACAAACUGGACGGUGAGGGCAUCGAACCCGAGUCCUUCUUCGGGUCUUACCACUCCAUGGUGGAGCUGUGUCUGGACCACAACCAGCUGCUCAGCAUGCCUUCGGGCAUCAACGAGAUGACCAACUUGCACUUCCUCAGACUCAACAACAACAAGAUCAGGAGCAUUCCCGACGAGGGCAUCUGCGAUCCGGAGCGCAGCGGCGAUUCCAUGUUGGUGGCCGUCAGGCUGGAGAACAACUUGAUCGACCCGCUCAAGGUUUCCCCCUCGGCGUUCUCCUGUGUGCGCUCGUCGUCAGGCGUGGUCUUAAAACCCCAGAAAACCAAAUGACCCCAGCCAACAAACGCCUUUGCAACUGUUCAACGUUUUUUUAAACUAGCGACCACACAUGUUGACUUUAAACCCUUCACUGUAAUUUGGGGAUUUCCGAUAAAAUUAUGUAAUUUUGGGUCACGAUGGAAAACUGUAGCAUCUUUCAUACUGGUUGUCCAAGUCUCUUUUUCUUCCCAGUGUCGCCGGUUUGCGUGAAAGGUGUGAAAGAUCAGGUCAGGUUUUGGCUUUCUGAGGUACCGCCAGAGGCGCAACAGAGGCAGAACAAUGGCUGGCUGUGUGAAAGCUGGCACAGGGGUGAAGCCUGGGGAGUUUAACACCCGACACUCACCUUUACUGCUCCGCUGUCACUGUCAAACAAGUAGGAUUUUGUCGCUGUUACACUUCAUUUGCUUCUAGCAGUAGACUUUGCGUGAAAGAGACAAAUAUGAAUACAUUAAUAUAUAUUUACAGAAAAUAUGUUCACAUUUAACAAAAGCAACUUCAUCAAGGGGGAAAAUUAAGAGUAGACCUCAAUUGACACGGCCUGUUUUGUAGGACGGUCGUGUGAAAGCACCCAAAGUCGGUGACAUUUUCACACAAAACAAAACAAAGCAAGAUACUGGCACAGGACUGUGUGAGGCUCCAAUUUUUACGUAAAUUCUGCGUGAAAGGGGUUGUUGCCAUGUAACACAAAUGCUGGCUGCAAUUUGUGUAUAAACUUUGUGUGAAAUAGGCAAAAAUUUACAGCCGACCAAAUGAGCGGCACCAACUGUGUUGCCUGUGCAGGACUGUUUGCAGCUCCAAUUUGUUGCAUAAACUCAGUCAGACAGAAACUACCAUUUAACACUGUACCAAAUGGGAAGGAAAACUUUAACUGGCUGGGUUCUGCGUGAAACACGACCGCCUGGUCCAAUUUUCAGGUAAAUUGUGAAUGAGGGAAAAAUGUACACAACCAAAGUCUGAUUCAAACAGAUGAAAGUUUGGUAGCGCGAAAGCAACCCAGGUCAGUCGCUCCUUUCACACAGCCAUGAGUACCUGUUCUUUUUUUUUUUCCUCUCAAUUUUCACAUAGCUGUUGUCGCCUCAAUAAGACCUCACCACUUGAUGAUGGUGCCAUUCGCACCAAACAGUGAAACAUGGGGGGGGGGGGGGGGGGGGCAUAAAACUCUUGAAUAAACAGCACAAAAGGGUCUACGUACUGCUGUUGAGCGGGGAUCACAGAGCGCACAUUUGUAGUGUAUUUUGUUGUCGACAUUUUCAAGUCUGAGGGAACUGCCAAAUAUUUUCCCAAGAAACACAUUCAACAUU
Hippocampus comes (tiger tail seahorse) is the source of this 3492-nucleotide messenger RNA. RefSeq names its product extracellular matrix protein 2, female organ and adipocyte specific (gene ecm2). The transcript is spliced from 11 exons. Gene Ontology annotation, molecular function: collagen V binding; protein binding; heparin binding. Bases 236 to 2203 code for a protein of 655 amino acids. Gene Ontology annotation, biological process: extracellular matrix organization; positive regulation of cell-substrate adhesion. Lineage: Eukaryota; Metazoa; Chordata; Actinopteri; Syngnathiformes; Syngnathidae. The record is from RefSeq and is a predicted model, not a curated record. Gene Ontology annotation, cellular component: extracellular matrix.